Messenger RNA from Magallana angulata, 2649 nucleotides. Its product is annotated as isthmin-1-like. The record is from RefSeq and is a predicted model, not a curated record. The transcript has 6 exons. NCBI's taxonomy places the organism in Eukaryota, Metazoa, Mollusca, Bivalvia, Ostreida, Ostreidae. The coding region runs from base 973 to 2409 and encodes 478 amino acids.
UAUAAAAUAGCCACGAGAUAUAUCAUAUAUGAAUUUUGUUGGUUCACACUGGAGUGACCACAUUUUUUGGGUUGUUUUGUGAUUUUGACUGCUUUUCUGUUGUUUGUCAAAAUUCAAAACAUCUGAUUAACUCCAAGUCUUUCUCUGCCUCUUCUCUACGGGAAUCGCAAUAGAUCACUACAUUUAUUGUCAUUUUGAUUAAGGCAAUAUCCCUAGCGCAAACCCAGGAAACGGGCACAAUGCUGCUAUCGUCAGGAAUCCCCGCGUGUAAAACGUGUAAUUCGACGACUCAGCAAUUACAUAUGCCAGUUUUAUGAUUUUUUGGUAUCAUUUGUAACCAUAAAAACGUUGAAAAACUACACGAUUGUGUUUGGUUAGGAGAAGCCGUAUAAAAUCUGUUGAUUGUAAUCGCGCGAGCGCGGGUUGGUCAAAGCUUUUUCCUCUUUGACUCAAGCGCGAAGCCUAACUUGACAGAUACAGAAUUCCCUUCGGAGUUGCCAUGUUUCACCGAUCAUGCAGAAAAAGUUCCGAAGUUUCACGCCCACCUUUUUUUCUUCAAUGGUCAGUUUCCCCGUGAUAACGAAUUGUUGCUGUUCGCCAUUCAUCUUCGCUCGUAAAUAUUUCAACACUUAUCUGUGAAGCGGCAUCUCACAGGAAGCAUUGUUUCAUCAACAGAAACGGGAUAUAGUUAAAAUUAAAAAAAAAUCCCUCUGCCCAAUCUGUUUCUUGGACCCGACCCAGAAAGGAAGAGCUCUCACAAAAAUGACCCGCUGUCUUUCGGAUACCUUGUGAAUCACCUAUUUACCUCGAUGAUAUAACCUACUCAUUCUUUUUGAAGAAGGAAAACUCCAAUUACAUAUGUAAUACGUUUUUUGAGUUGAAGCACCUGCUGAGCUAAUGAAGGAACAGGUACAAAGCUCUAUUCUGUUUUGGGGAGAGGUCACGUUGCUAAGCGGUCAGUAAUUAGCCCCAAUGGGAUCCUUGGAUGUAACGUCUGGCGUAGUUGGCCUACCCAGGCGCUCUGAGAAUGAUCACCCAGACGUCAGUGAAAAUCUUCACACGGAAAAUCCAAGGAGUGACAAGAACAAAAACAGGUUCCUACUGAUCAUGGAGAAAGUGAAUAUGGUGUUUUUGAUUGUGUUGGUCUGUUAUCUCUCGUGGACGAUUCCCGCCACUUUUGGUCUGUUUGAUCCGCCAAGUGCAGCUUCAUCAUCAACAAUACUCCAGAAUGAUAAUACAUCAUUGCUGAAUCAAACAGACAGCUUAAUUGUAGAUAAAAGUAUUGCAGACAAAGUCAUUCAAGGUUUCUUUGACUUUAACAAUGACUCCAAGUCGUCAUCAUUCCCGCCAAAACAUUCCAAGAAAUGGAAGGCAGCGAGACGCAGACGGCUAAAGAAGAAGAAGAAUUCAAGCAAGAGGCGCUUAAGGAAGAAGAAUAAACAGAGGAGGAAGAACAAAUCGCUGAAGAGAAGAAAGGGGCGGAUUUUACAUAAAUUAAAACCAAUAACGAUUCGUCAGAUCAUAGAAAUGGUGGCACAAGAAGCCUUGACGAAAACAUCCGGGUCCUACAAUUAUAACCAACUCGAGGCCGAAAUACUUGGUACCAAAUUCCCAACCAAGUCAUCACAAGUGUCUAGCACAGAAUCGUCUGUCAAACUACAGAUCGAUGUAGCUAGCUCAAACGAAUGGUCACCUUGGAAUCCAUGUUCAGUUACUUGUGGAAUGGGGCAACAGGAGAGGUCACGUGACUGCGGUUCAGCUUGCCGCGAGAUGGAGACACAGGCCUGCUAUGGUAAACCUUGUUAUGAUGAUGGCAUUAGAAAAAAGAAAAAGUUUUCUUGGGAAUACCAAAAUAUCAUUCCCGACUCGACGCUAAGACCGAAGGAUUUCAUCAAUCCUGAAAAAGAUGUCUGUAAAAGAUGGAUGUCUUGCAAUAAAGAUACGAUAGCCUCAUAUUUGAAGCGUGCCGCCCUACCAAGUUGUCCAUGCUUGUAUCCAUUACAUUUGAACUAUAACCCCAAAGUCUGGGACCCACAGACAAAACAACACUUUAAUUGGUUGGAAGUUGAUUUGAAGUCCGAGGGUCUUUAUGCAUACAAACCCAGCGCCAAAUUUUGCAUCCGGUCAAAACUGUACAAAGGCGUUCAAACGCUAGCCUCGCAGAUGUGUUGCUAUGACAACGAAUUCAAAUUGAUUACAAGGGGAAAAGGGGCUGGAACCCCUAAUCUCAUUAGCCCUGAAAUGUCUCCCGAACUGCAUCACAAACUAGACAUAAAUCCGUGGAUCAUUUGCAAGGGCGAUUGGUCAAGAUACAAUCAAAUUCUACCUCCAGAUAACGAACAAAAUUGUUCUACUAAUCCGGACGAUAACGUCAUUCUGCAGCAGAGAAUCGACAGCGAAAAUUACUGACGUCAAAAAGUGCUACUUUUUUAUGAAAGGAGAAUAUCUAUUGUUUUAACGGGAAGUAGGAAAAUUCCAUUUCCGAUGUUAUGAGUCCCUUUUUUAUACGAUUUGUUUACAGUUUGAAAGUAAACUUUGUGUUGUUAGAGACACAGUUGUUCGCUCAUACGGGUAUUUGGAUAUUUUAUUUUGUAUAUAUAAAACACGUUUUAUUUUCAUGGUAUGUAAAUAAUAAAACGACAAAAUGUU